Messenger RNA from Helicoverpa armigera (cotton bollworm), 3225 nucleotides. RefSeq lists its product as uncharacterized. Lineage: Eukaryota; Metazoa; Arthropoda; Insecta; Lepidoptera; Noctuidae. The record is from RefSeq and is a predicted model, not a curated record. The transcript is spliced from 5 exons. Bases 516 to 995 code for a protein of 159 amino acids.
UUACAGUGUUAUAAUUUAAAAACAGUAUGGAAAAUGUAAAAUAAAAAUGAAUUUGAAGCGCAAAAAUACUCAAUGCGGACAGUCAAGAAAAUGAUUCAGUGUGAUAAGACUCGUUUAAAACAGCAAUUAAAUCAAAUAUUACAUUCGUUGGGCAGUUGGAAGCGUCUGUAAAUAAAAAUAGACUUCACAAAUGCAUCAAUUCGUUAUAAUUAAAGUGUAUGUAAAUAGACCAGUGAACGAACGAAUGAGACCGAAUGGAACCAAGCACACUUGAGUACACUUUGGAGUUUACACUUGCGUGUGUGUAUAUUUAUUUUUAACAUUUUAUUUAUUUAUCGUUUGUUUUUUUUAAGAACGUUUUUGAAAUAAGUGUGAAAAAUAGUUGUUUGAAUGUUAUGACGUUGCGUUUUCGCGAAAUAUUUAUAGUUUCGUCCGCUUGUGUGGUGACACGAAUCCUGAGUUAUUUUUGUUCAGCAUUUUUGUAACUGCUUAUUAAAUGAAACGGUAACACCGAGAUGCCUCUGCCGUUGUUAAGGAGAUGCUGCGGUUGCCUCUCACUGCGCACCGGCUGCUUCAUACUGUGUAUUAUGUCCACUAUGGCCUGUGCCGCGAACAUAGCAGCCGGGGCCUGGAACCUGCCUCGUCACAGAGAGAGGGAGCCAGAGGAUAAUCUUAUAUCUAUGAGCAUGGUGAUGUUCUCCACACUGUCGGCUAUCAGCAAUCUUAUUGCGCUGUUUGGGAUUAUACUGAAACGUCCGUCAAAGCUGCAGUUAUCGCUGGUGUUCAACUCAGUGUUCAUAUUCUGCAUAUUCCUGGUCGCCAUAGUGACGUGUCUGUUUAGACUGGACGACUUCCUCCGGGUUCCCGGGAACAUCGUGCUUAUCUUGUUCCUAUUGAUUGCGGGGGCUGUAUAUUCCCUGUACUACCUGACGAUGAUCAACAGUCUAUACAGGAUAAUGAAGAUGGCGUACGGAGAGAGCGCUAUCCCCGUCUGAAGGAGUAUCAACUUGCCAGUAUUUUGUUGUUAUUUAUUGAAGUUAACAUCAUGUAUUAAGAAUCUCAAAGUCUUCGAAGGAAAAUACUUCCUGAUUUCGCAAUUGCUUGUAACUGUGGUUCCUGAAAAGUAGAUUUCUUUUAAGAAGAGUGUUGAAAGAUGCUGUGUUUAAAUGGAUUGGUAGUGUAGUUCCAGUUUGAUAUGAUGAGGCAAAUAUUAAGAACUUGCAGUAUUUUAUUUUCUUUUGAAAUGUAUUUAGAAUGAUUUAAAAUGUAACGAAACAAUUUAGAUUCUAGGGACAUUUUGUCAGAAAAAUAAAGACCUGUGUUACCUCGAAACCACUAAGUUUUAACUUUGUAGGAAAGUUUAUUUGACGAAUCGAAAAUUUGCAGACCUAACCCAAUGAUUAAAGAAAAAUCUUUUAUAUCCAAAUAUUUCGAACUGUUUUUUUAUAUUGAUAAUAUUAUUUGUAGAUCACGUAAUUGAUACAAGUUGGGUAUAGUUCCUAAAUAUAGUAGGAAUACGUAUGUAAUUAUAUAGAAAGUAUUAAAAAAACUGUUUUCUUUUACGUAGCUAGUGCAUUUAAUCAUUAACGAAAUGAAUUCUGUAGACACAUUAGGUAUUUGCUUUCUUCUUUCCUAUUCAUUAGUACCUAAAAAAAUAAGAUAUGUGAGUAUUCAAAAUAAUUACAUGGGUAGAUAAAAUAUUGAUAUGAAAUUAUGUGCAAAACUCGUGCCUUCAAUGUUGUAAAACUGUAGAUAACCUAAGAACUUACUAUGUUAUUACAAACCGUUACAAUGUGGAAUCGAUAUUUACUGACACAUGUUUAUCUGUUUAUGUAAACAUAAGUUACAUAGCAAUCAUCCGUUCACUCUUAAAGAAAUAGGUUUCUUUCAAGAACCUAUUUAUUUCUUUUCAAAAACCUACACUUUUCUUCUAACAGUUCUAAGCCCAUUUUCGCCCGUUGUUCUUUAAGCAACGGUUUACUUUGAAAACUGACACUAAACAGUUGUUUUAAUUUAAAAAAGUGACGGUUAUGUUAUCAGUGAACUUAAAACUACAUACUACUAAGCUAUAAUUAUGAGCAAGAUAAACUUAAUGGAAGACGAAAUAUGUACCUAUACCUAACUUAUUGUAAAUAUCCGCUCCAUAUAUAUUUAUCAUUCAUAUAUAUUUUUAUCUUCUACCACUUUACUGCGCGUGCGUCAGUACUGGUAUUUCUACAGGGUAAUGACAACAGGAACGAGUAUCAAUAACACUAUCCCUUUGUGUUAAUUUCUGUACAUGAAUGAAUGAUUCAUUCAGUAACUGACUUUGGGGAAUAACAACUUUUGAAAAUAGUGCAUAAGUACUUCUUCCUUAAUUUAGGCUGAGUUGCACCAUUUAAUUGUAACAAUGACCAAACUAUAAUAGAAAGCCGUAUACUUGCCACCCUUUGGUCAAAUCAGCGAUUUCACUACUGAAAGUGGUUCGGUUAUCGUUAUAGUUAAAUGGUGCCCACCGUCAGUUUUAUCCGAAAGAGGCUAGAAAACAUACAAAUACUUGGGUAUCUAAGCAGGUGCGACUAGUUUGACGUUUCGAAAGAGCUUUCAUAGGCCUAUUUGAUUUUUUUUUUUUUACUUUGACUUUGUUUUAUUUACGGUAUUUUAAACAUUUCUGUAAGUAUAUCUACAAUUCUGCAUAAUUUGUGUGAAAUACACGUUUGAAAACUAGGUAUUUUUAGACAGUAAUUGGAAAUUCCAAUUAACUGACUUUGAUUAUUAAGGGCUGAAAGAGUUUCUUUGUUUAGCUAUUUUGUAUGCGAUUUUUUUUGAAAAUUCGCUGUUGUGAAAACCCGCUGAGACUUCUUCUAAUCUUCUGUCAAACUCGAAUUGUUGAAAAAAUGGUGUGUAGUGAAAUAUAAAAUAGGUUUCUUUAUUUCUAAUUUAGUAAGCAAGCCCUGCAAGUUUUGCUUUAGUAUUUUAUUUGUGUAUAUACGUAAUGUAAAUGUAUAGCUGAGUCUUAACUGAUUAUGAACCUAUAUAUUCAUACUUUUGUAAUGACAAAAUCAAAUCGAAUGUAACUAGAAUUAAAAAUAUUUAUUGUUUUUAUAAUACUGUAUAGUGUAUAGCUUGUGAAGUCUUCGACUGCUUAACUAUUAGGAAUGUAAUACAAUGGAGACUGCCUUGUAAUAAAUGUUGUUUAAAUAAUGAAAUGAAUGAAAAAAUAUACGAGUAACAGUUUGCUAUCAA